This is a messenger RNA of Prorocentrum cordatum, 853 nucleotides long. Lineage: Eukaryota; Dinophyceae; Prorocentrales; Prorocentraceae. The record is from the annotation of a GenBank genome assembly.
AGGGGCACGCCCGAGUUCGGCGCCAGGGGCGGCGCCGACCUCGCCUGCCGCGGGACGGCGCGCCUGCCGAGGGCGGUCCCGCGUGCGAGCGUCGAGAGGAAGGCGACCACGGCCAGCUCUCCGAAGGCGCGGCCGCAGACCUGGCGGCGCGGCGGGCACGGCACGUCCCCUCGUACCCGAUGAUGGCAGGCGACGAGGACCUGGAGGCCCCCGCGCAUCAGCAGCCCAGCCGCGCAAGGAGGGUCGCCUCGCUGAACAGGCUCUUCAAGGCGCACGAGGAGCGCCAGAGGGAGGAGAUGGCGCAGCGGCGGAGGGAGCUGCAGGAGGAGCGGGCCAGGGCUGCUUCCUGUCACGGUUGUGGCCCUCACUUGACAGGAGUCUUUCAGCCAGUGACCGGCGCCAUUAGGUUGGAUUGCGCUUGCCUCGCCAGUCCCUUCUCUUUUCUCGUUCCCCCCCACUUCGCGAUCUCUGUGCGGCUGUGCGGCGCAGACCAGCCGUCUGCAGCAAAGAGGUUGUCGGCACAUGUGGCAAGAAGUUUGAGCAGAGGAGCUGCAGACGAGACUGUCGGACGACAUUGGGGGAUCGCGGGAAACUAGCGAUUGCUUCAGCCACUUGCCGACGCUCCCACGCCUAAGCGCGUGCGGAAUUGGCAGCCGCUGUCUGUGAGCAUACUAUCUUUCGCAUCCUCGCCCAGCAUAUGCUUCGUUUCUUGUGGCGGUGUUCGGCCGCUGUAUAGGCACAGAUCGUGGAGAGGAUACGGAGCGAAAAUGAUUGAGCUGCUGCAUUGCACCACGUGUACAAAGCAUGCUGAGUGCUCAUAGUAUGAAGAGCAUGCAGUCGGAAUGAGUUCAGG